This is a messenger RNA of Aspergillus wentii DTO 134E9, 546 nucleotides long. RefSeq lists its product as uncharacterized. The record is from RefSeq and is a predicted model, not a curated record. The transcript is spliced from 3 exons. Bases 1 to 546 code for a protein of 181 amino acids. NCBI's taxonomy places the organism in Eukaryota, Fungi, Ascomycota, Eurotiomycetes, Eurotiales, Aspergillaceae.
AUGUAUCAGGUUCGGGGAGGAGAGAAGGAGAACAAGGCUGUUAGUGACAUUUUAGAUAAAGACAGUACUAGUAGUACUAGCAGCACCAGUAUGUAUGGUCAUACGACCCGCCAGUCGACCUCGACAGCGAUAAGGCAGGUCAACACUGUCGAUAUGGCCGAGCUUGAAUGCCAUAAGUGCCCUAAACUGGGAGUUGACAGUGUCGUCCUACUGAACCACCGACGACCACAUCCAAGCGAACAACUCAUGAGUCAUAAUACCACACAUCGCCUGGAAUAUGCACAAAGCCCUCUAUCCAAAAAAAAUGGUGAAUACAUCCAGUUGAUGCGGAUAAACUGUAGGAUCGCACCACAUCCAUACACCGCAAAGCAGGUUUUCGUCUCCAACGCCAACAACAGCCCGGAACGCAUCCGGUGGAGAAGGGCGAGUAGUCGAGAUGGUCCAGACCGUGAUGAUACACGCCGAGUCGAAGGCAGGAAUUGGUCCAACACGGGAAGUUUCGAGGAAAUUAAGGUGGAAGCGGAAUCAUCGCAGGCCAUUGAUUGA